CUCGAACGCUUCCGGCUGCAGUGCCCACCCACACCGCCGUCGACUUUUUGCUAUGCCGAGCCCACGUCGACGAGACGCGAGAAGCACCCUUGUUUGGCUCCUUGGCUGCCCCCAGACGACUCGCUGGGAGUCUCUCUCUCUCGUCACCCUUCUCAUGGCAAGUCUCAAGUGUCAGUCGUUGGUAGUCUUACCGUACGGCGCUAAUGCAAGAAGAGUGUACGAAGAGCGAGGUCGAGAACCAGCAGUCCCCUUCCCUUUCGCAGCCCACAUCCCUAUCAGCUUUCAUCGGCUUUGGUCGCCUAAACCUCGGCCAACUAAUUGCAAGGCGACGAAGACGGAAGCUCUUCUUAUUGCACCGCCGCUGCUGCUGCCAUCGCCGAGCUUCGAGCCCAUGGGAACUAGUGUCGAUCCCACACACACUGUCACCCCGCCCAGCAUGCUUGUGCGCGCAUGUUGCACCUUCGAGCAUGAUGAUCUCCGAUUGGAAGCGCCGUCUUUUCAUCGUCAGCUCUUUUUUCUACCUCCGGUAUAUCCUCCUAAACCCUCCUCUCCCUCCUCCAGCACCGCUCCUAGUCAUGCCACCACCACGAUGCCGAUUGUUUGGGUCGUGCGAGUGACCGAGGAUCUGAGACAUCUGAGACCUCCCGUCUCGUCGCACCGCUUUUCUGCCUCGCUCCCCUCUAUUUUUCAUCUGCCACUAGCUAGCGAACCGUUGCCUCGGAGUACCAGUAGCAGCAGCAGCAGCACCGACAGCGACAGCACCUGCUAGGGGAAUAGCGGCCGCAGAUUUCGUCUUGCUUGGUGCUUGGACCCAAGUAGCCAAGGCGAGCAAGGAGCGAAGGAGGUGCAGCCGUCGCCGUGAUAGGAUGGUCCAAGGCUACCUUGCUUCCUCUCUUCUUACAAAUUCCUCUUUCUUCAUUCCAGCAUCAGCUUCAGCAUCAGCAUUAUC
Jaminaea rosea is the source of this 949-nucleotide messenger RNA. RefSeq lists its product as hypothetical. Lineage: Eukaryota; Fungi; Basidiomycota; Exobasidiomycetes; Microstromatales. The record is from RefSeq and is a predicted model, not a curated record. The transcript has a single exon. The coding region runs from base 53 to 769 and encodes 238 amino acids.